AUGGAAAGUCGGGAUUUUGCUCCUCCGGCGCACCUCAUUGCUGAGCGAGGCGCGUUGGUGCACCGAUCCGCCGCUGGGAUCGCUCCUACGGGGCAUAGUUCUGUACAACACCCUGGUCAUCACUUCCAGCCUGGAAAAUACUACACUUCGCACAUACCAAUGCCUCCACAACCAGGUACAGGACUAAUGGGAUCCUCAUCUGCCUCCUUCAUGGGUUCGUUCCUGACCAGCAGUCUGGCCACACCUCCCUCUGCGCCUCCAACUUCACCUCCCUCUCCCUCCUUCAGAGGAGGUCCACAUGCCAGUCAGUCCCAGAUUUGGUUUCCUCAUUCACAUGAAGCACCCAGGUACCCCCGCUUUUCAGGCAGUCUUGCGCCCUCAUUCCUUCCCAUAAGCCCCCUAGAUCACCGAGGUAACGGAAGCGUUCUCUACGGACAGCACCGAUUCUAUGACACUCAGAAAGAUUUCUAUUUCAGGGGCCUGUCAUCCCAGCCUCACCUGCUUGCAACCAAUCACAGCUUGCCUCCUCUUUCUCGCUCCACCCCUGGGGGCGGGGCCUGCCUCUCCCACAGGAGCUCCAGUGAGACAGUUGCAGGGGCGGCUGGAGGAAAAGAAAAAGAAAGGGGCAAACAGGAGCAGUCAAAGGAGCGUCAACACCAUGCGCCUCCACCCACGUCAGCCUCCCAGUCCCACCACAACUUCCACCCUCAUCACCAUCACCAUCAUCAUCAUCAUCAUCAUCAUCACCAUCACCCUCAAGACAAAGAGCAUCCACCCCCCUUGGACAGGCCGAGUGAUGAGCUCAGCUCCUGUCGGGUCAGCAGUAAAGCCCAGGGCAGAGACUCAGGGCCCAGGGGCUCUUUGCCCAGCUGUGUGGGGCCUGGUGGAGUGGGGGAUCCAGGUGGAGGUUUCUCAGCGCGGUGCUGUAAGGAGACCGGCGUGAGCGGAGACAUGCGCAUCAGCGAGUCGUCUCCCGGGUGCCUGCAUCACUCCACCGCCCUGCUUGGCCACUCCCCCCACGCGGUGUCCUACUCCAUCCCCCCUCCCCCUGUCCCGCCCCUGGGCGGAGCCUGGCUCCAUCACCCGCACCGCCACCACGGGCACGCCGACCUGUACUGUCCGCCGCCUCCUCACCCUGGCCCCCUGACCUCCAUGCCCUCUGCCCAGGACAAAUGCCACGCAGCCGUGUCCAAAGUGACGGGCCCCACGUUUGUGCCCUCUGUCAUGCCACUCGGCGACAAAACCACCGCCCACUUUCAGUUAGGGAACAGCCACUGCCACGGGGUGGGGGGCGGGGUCAAGGAGGCCAAAACACCGGAGAACAACAGCAGCAGUCGCACAGUGCCUCCUCCUCCACCUCCACCUCCUCCUACGACCGCACCCCCUCCACCUCUUAGCUCCUGCCAAAGAAAAUCCGCCCACACAUACGGGAAGGCGGAGAAAGGUUCCGAUUGGACGUCCCGGAACGAUCAUCUGACCAAUCAGAGCCACUCGUCUGGUUCCUGUAAUCUGGAAGCAUUAGAGAGCGCCAUGGAAACAGACGUGUGCUGUCCGUCGCUGCCCCAAGGUGCCAAGAGCUGCCAGUAUACCACCACUACCCCGCCCUUCAGGGACUGCUCUCACUCAGGUCCUCCUAACAGAACGCCCCCUGACGGCAAAGGCAGCGGAGUUGGUGUUGCUGUUGGUGACGAGGGUGGGUGUGCCCUCCAGAGGGUCGCUAGGAUACGUCACCAGCAACACGAGGUUGUGCCCAGCGGCAGCGGGCAGGAGGAGAGGAGGAAAGCAGAGACGGCAUCAAAGGGGCAAAGCGGGCACCACCAGACAGGCACUGAAGCACAACAUAAACCAUAUGAGACCUUCGGGAGAGCGCCGACCGGACUCCGUCCGGUGCAGGGGGGCACUGCGCCCCCCCAGGGAGCUGAAAACAAUGCCAUGAAGAACCUGCUGAAGUAUGGCAGCCAUCAGCAACCCCUGGUCCUCUCUCAGAGGAGCCCCUUUGGAGGCCUGGGCUCCUUAAGACAGGGGACGACCCGCAGGGAGGUGAAUGGGAGGAAGGAGAAAGAUAGAGGAGGUGCUGACUGCACUGCGCAGGAGGGCAAACAAGCCACGCCUACCAAGAACCCCUCGUCGUCCGGAGAGGGCGAGCGUUCAGACAGGGCGGGUCGGGAUUCGGGGGAGGGGCCCGGGCAGGGGGAGGGGGAGGUGAAGCAGCCACCCGUUGGCAUCGCAGUGGCGCUGGCACGGCAGAGGGAACCUCCGUGCCACCCAGCAGACAGACACGGGCACCCCCCUCUCUCACGCAGGAGCAGAGCCAUGCCCUGCAUGAAGGGAGCAGGGAGGUCAGUGUUCCCACUGGAUGGGAGCAUAGAAGAGGAGAGGAGUAGAUUGAGUGAGGAACAGCUGGACAGAGAAAGAGACCUCCUUCUCAGGGAGAACAAAGAGAGGGUCGAAUUUGCCCGGAUCCACCCCACCAGCAGUUGUCACGGUGACCUCACCCCUCACCUCAUCGUGUCUGGCGGCAGCCAGUUAGGUGCUGACCCGUCCCCGCAUGCCCACCCCGCCCAUCACCAUUGGAUGCCACAAGCAGGAAGUCCCUCCCUAUGGAUGGCAGGACCCUCCUACAGUCUUGGGCACGCUGCACUGCACCAGAACUUGGCGCCUGGUUUCUCCUCAGCCAUGCCCAGUGCUCUACAGCCUGUCCUGUCUCUGCCUCAGGACCCGUCAGCUGCCUUGGUGGUCCUGCCCACAGAGCCAGCCGCUCACCCCGCCAGCCAUCACAUCGAAGUGAUGGAGCAGUCUGGGUUGUGGCCUGCUGUGUACGGGUCCCGUGUCCCUGGUCCCCACAUGCAGCACCCUGCUGUGUACUCCCGCUCUCAGUUCCUACGGCAACAGGAGCUUUAUGCCAUCCAGCAGCACCGAGCAGCACACGCCAUGGAGAUUACACAGAGACACACACAAGCACAGAGGAAGGCUGAAGACCCCCCCAUCGAUCUGGAGGACCCAUCUCCCCCCUCUGAGCCUCGGACUCCCAAAACAACGAAGCCCGUCCCCUUCACCGCGCCCUCCAAAACCCCGCCCUCCCCGGAGGCUUUCCCCGCCCACCCCUCCCCCUGCUGCCGUUCGCCAGCGCAGCCCCCCCACCUGAAGAGCACGCCUUAUCCCGCCCCGAGCCCCGCCGUGGCCGCCCCCCGAUCCCCUGCCCUGAGCCCCUCCGCCCCUCCCCACCUCCCAAAAGCCGCAGAGUCCCUGGACAAGAGAGGAGAGGGUCAGCCCCCCCAUGACUACCCCCAGUCUCUGGAGCCUGACCUCCCACCUGAAUACACCUACCCCACCAUAACCACAAGCUACGAGGGAGGCUCCUCUCCACAGGAUACUCGACUGGACGAGGAGGUGGGGCCUAAUGGACCCGCCCCCUUGUCACACCCACUUUCCAGCUUGGACAGUGGUCCUGUGUGCCAGGAGACGGAGUCUGUUCUCCACGGACCUGUUGAUGAGGAAGUGAGGGAGGAUGUGAUGGAAAGUUUGGGGAAAGAGAGAAAUGAAGAAGCGGAUGAGGAGGAGAGAGGAGUAGGCCGCUCUCCCGCCUGCUCCUUAAAGGUCUCUCUUUCCGCGGGCCAAAUCUCCUGCCCGUCCUCCUCUCUCUGUCCAGACCCCGUUGACCCCCAGUCAGACUCCACGGUCGCGUCCUGCCAAAUCAACCAAACCGGCGUUGCCACGGAAACGGCUCCGGUUCCCGAGGAAGAGGAGCAGCAGGAAGAAGAGAUAGCGGAGUCUCUGCACCGACCCGGCCCGACCCAGGGCGGUCAGUCCACUGAGGAAGACAACGGUACGAGAGAGGAAGAGUGUGCCUCACCCCGUGUCGCAAACAUGGUGGAUCCACCCCCCUCUCCGCAGCCUGGUGUGGUGGGCACGAGGUACCCGGGCACCUGUAUCUGGAGCCUCGAGCUGUUAAUCGCAGCGGCACUCUGUGCCAGCCGUGAUGCCCACGUGUGUGUGCCCGCCGCUCUGCCAACGUUUGCCAAUCCACCACACACAGGCAUAGAGAUGCUGAGUGAACUGGCUGAGCUGGAGAGACAACAGCAGAAGGAGGGGUCCAGUGCUCCUUAUGAGAGAGUGUGA
Messenger RNA from Chanos chanos (milkfish), 4119 nucleotides. It is a transcript of the gene bahcc1b, whose product is annotated as BAH domain and coiled-coil containing 1b. The coding region runs from base 1 to 4119 and encodes 1372 amino acids. The transcript has 12 exons. The record is from RefSeq and is a predicted model, not a curated record. Lineage: Eukaryota; Metazoa; Chordata; Actinopteri; Gonorynchiformes; Chanidae.